Dichomitus squalens LYAD-421 SS1 is the source of this 689-nucleotide messenger RNA. RefSeq lists its product as uncharacterized. The record is from RefSeq and is a predicted model, not a curated record. The coding region runs from base 391 to 630 and encodes 79 amino acids. The transcript is spliced from 4 exons. Lineage: Eukaryota; Fungi; Basidiomycota; Agaricomycetes; Polyporales; Polyporaceae.
GGCGCAGGCAAAUUGGUCCCAGUAAGAUUAACCUCCUGAUGAGAAGGGUUGUUGAGUUUAUUCAUGCGUGUAGGAGAGCAUCAGAAGACGGGCAGUCAUACGUGUUCCGUCCCAGUCACUUGCCAAGAACCUCUGACCGGUUGUGGGUUGUAGGGAAUUCGUCACACCUCCGCAGCAGCUGUAUUGAACAGGUUUCGAGAGCGUAUCCAGAGGCGGUCUCAUAGAAAGAGGUCCGCUAUUGUGCAGAACCGCGUCUAUAAUCGCACUUAGCAGACGACUCCUUGUUCAUCGCCAUGAGGUCGCUUACGAUGUCCAUCAACGUGUGUCCUACUUGACAGCCGUCUAGACAUACCGGGUGCAACCCCGCCCCAAGCUAUCGAUGUGGAGAUAAUGGCACAGUGCGCCAGUGCGCGAUACAUAGUACCCAGACGCAUGCUCAUCUGUUUCAUGACCUUGCAUAGGUCAAAAUGUGUCCACGAUGUCGAAGACGAGAAGGGGAUAUACAAUGCCAUCUGCCGCGCACGAGCGCUAUGCAAGAAGACGAAGCAAGAGGACGCGCCUGGUCGUGUGUAUUGGAGGAGACAUCCCAACGGCCUGGAGCAGGCAAGCCGCUCUGUCGCUACUACAUGAAAGUCCUUGUUCGUUGGAUAAAAGACAUGCGGAGGCAAAUGUUGACACAUACAUCGAUU